AGACCCCACACCAGAUAUUACCUACACCAUGGCUCCCCUUUCUCUCCAGUCGACCCAGAAGAUGGUUUCGGGAUAUGAGAUCCCGAUUGUUGGAUUUGGUGUUUACCAGACUCCCCCCGACAUCACGGAAAAGGUGACCAUUAAGGCGCUGGAAACGGGAUACCGCCACAUCGACAGCGCAAAAUACUAUGCCAACGAGGCGGAAUGCGCCAACGCCAUUCGCAAGUCUGGAAUCGACCGCUCUAAGAUCUUCUACACGACCAAGGUCCCCGCUACUCACAUGGCAUACGAUAAAGCCAAGGAGGCCAUUGAAGCCAGUAUCAAGGAUGCUGCAGGAAUUGAUUACAUUGAUCUGGUCCUGCUCCACGCCCCCUUCGGAGGGAAGGAAGGCCGUCUGGGUGCCUGGCGCGCUCUGGUCGAGGCCCAGAAGGCCGGCAAGAUCCGUUCCAUCGGUGUCUCCAACUAUGGAAUCCACCACCUGGAGGAGCUGGAGGCGUACAUCAACAGCGGAGUCGGCGGCCAGAUCUCUGUCGGUCAAUACGAGAUCCACCCCUGGUGCGCGAGGGAGGACAUCGCCGGGUGGUUGAAGAAGCGCAACGUUGUCGUCGAGGCCUACUCGCCUCUGGUCCAGGCUACUCGGAUGCGUGAACCCAGCCUGCAGAGCCUGGCAAAGAAACACAGCAAGACUCCUGCCCAGAUCCUGCUCCGGUGGAGCUUGCAGAAGGGAUAUGUCCCUCUCCCUAAAUCCGUGACCGAUUCUCGGAUCAUCGAAAACACGCAGGUCUUCGACUUUGAGUUGUCUCCUGAGGACAUGAAAAACCUGCAGACUGAUGCGUAUGAGCCGGUCUGCUGGGACCCUGCUCGGGACUCUCGUUUGUAAAUGCCAGCUGAAAUUUGUACCAAAUUCUGGUAUAGACAGUAUAUAGAUUCUAUUAGACAUCCAGCUCUAUAAAAU
This is a messenger RNA of Aspergillus campestris IBT 28561, 955 nucleotides long. Its product is annotated as aldo/keto reductase family protein. Gene Ontology annotation, molecular function: oxidoreductase activity. Bases 29 to 880 code for a protein of 283 amino acids. NCBI's taxonomy places the organism in Eukaryota, Fungi, Ascomycota, Eurotiomycetes, Eurotiales, Aspergillaceae. The record is from RefSeq and is a predicted model, not a curated record. The transcript has 6 exons.